CCGGGGGGAGCAGCUCUCGGCCAUGGGGCUCCCUCUGCUCGGUGCCACCGUCCUGCUGCUGCUGCUGCUGCUGUCGGUGCCGCCGGUGCCACCCGCCGGUGCCGCCGUGCCCCGCCUGCGCGUCUCCGCCAACUUCGAGUGCCGGGCCAGCGCCGACAGCACGCUGAGCCCCCCCCGCUGCCGCCGGGGAGCCCCCGCUCGGUCCCCGCUGACUCCGCCGGCUCUGGCGCUGAGCACGGCGAGGCUGUGCCAGCCCUCGCUGCCCUGCCAGCCCUGCCUGCGGGUGCGCCUGGCCCUCCGUGCCGCAGGGCUCCGCGGGCUGCAGCUCAACUUCCUGGAGCUGGGCUCCAACCGGGCCAGCUGGCUGCAGGUGUGGCGGCGGCACCGGGCACCGGGCAGCUCGCCGUGGCAGGUGCAGUUCGACUGCUUCCCGGUGGAGAGCGGGCGGCAGGUCCUGGUGUCCCUGCGCACCGUCCCCGACCAAGGCUUGGCCAUCAGCCGCAGCCACCUGGUCACUGCCGAGCCCCCCGGGCCCGCUUUCACCCACGCCUGGGUCCCCGAGGCGCGCACCAUCGAGGUGGCUGUGCCCGAGGGCCCUGCCCUGAUGGUGCGGCUGUGCCACCAGCUGGCCCUGGAGUGCGAGGAGCUGCCCCGGCCCUUCCACCGGCAGGUCCUGGUGCCGGGGGGCCACCGCGUCUCGCUGCCGUACGAGUUCCUGGUGCCCUGCCUGUGCAUCGAGGCCUCCUACCCGCAGCGUGACAGCCUGCGCAGCAAGCGCUGCCCCUUCCAGGAGCAGCCGGACGCUUACGGCCCCGAGCUGUGGUCCUCGGUGCGCUUCCACGACUACAGCACCGGCAGCAAGGACCAGAUGGCGAUGGCGCUGAGCGCCAGCUGCCCCCUGCGCCCCAGGGCCACCCUGUGCUGGAGGGAGGUGACAGCCGAGGCUGCGCCCUGCCACGACGUCCCCAACUCCACGGCCAGCGAGGAGGAGCAGGUGUACACGCUGGACAAGGUGGACGUGCACCCCCUGCUCUGCUUCAGGUUCUCCUACGGGAACAGCAGCCACGUGGAGUGUCCCCACCGGCCAGAGCCCACCUGGAACGUGUCCCUGAGCGUCCGGGGGCUGCAGCUCCGCCUGCACCUCACCUCCAGCGUCCCCGCGUCCUUCAGCGCAGCGCUGUGCCAGCACCGGGCCGGGCAGUGCGAGCCCGAGGCCCCCGUCUACACCGUCACGAGGCCGGACGGCUCUGCCCCGAGGGAGCUGGCGCUGCUGCUGCCGGUGCAGGUCCUGGGCAGCUGCGUGCUGGUCUGGCGCUCUGACGUGCGCUUCGCCAGGAAGCAGCUGCUCUGCCCUGAUGUCUCACGCAGGCAUUUCGGGCUGCUGGGGCUGGGGCUGGCGCUGGGGCUGGUGCUGACCGUGCUGCUCCUCAACUGCCGCGGCGCAUGGAGGCCACCCGCCGGCGCAGCGGGCGGCCGCCCCGUGCUGCUGCUGUACUCCCCGGACUCGGAGGAGCACCUGGGGCUGGUGUGCGCCCUGGCCGAGCUGCUGCGCGCGGGGCUGGGCUGCGAGGUGCGGCUGGACCUGUGGGAAGCGGGCGGCGUGGGGCGCGCGGGGGCCCUGCCCUGGCUCUACGCGCAGCGGGGCCGCGUGGGCCGCGAGCGUGGCACCGUCCUGCUGCUCUGGAGCCGGGGCAGCUCCCGGCUCUUCCGCCUCUGGAGAGGGGGCGAGGGCGGUGGGGAGCCCCGGGACGCCCACGAUAUUUUUGGGGCGGCCAUGGCCUGCCUGCACGGGGAGCUGGGGGCGGCGGGGUGCCGCCGGGACUGGGUGCUGGUUUACUUCAGCCGCCUCUGCAGCCCCCGCGACGUCCCCCGGCCCCUGCGGCCCCUGCCCACCUACCGCCUGCCCCAGGAGCUGCCCCGGCUGCUGGGUGCCCUGCGGGGCGGCCGCCCCGGCCACCGCCUCCGCGGCCGGGCAAAGGGGCUCCUGCACCGGCUGAUGGAGGCGGAGGCGAGCAAAGAGGCGGCGGGGGGCAGCUCCGGUGGGUGUCCGGGCUCCCCGCUGCAGCCCCCCGGCACCUGAGUGCCCCCGCAGGGGCUGAGCUGGGCAGAGCAGCGGCGCUGGGCGCACGCCAGGUGCGCGAGGGUGGCCCCGGCGGUGCAGGAUGCACCUGGACGGGGCUGGGCUGAGCGUGUGGCUGCAGGAGGGCAGCGGGGGGGGCCCAAAAGGAGGGCUCAGCUCUGAGCGGGCUGGCCCUCGCUGCGGGCUCCCCGCCUGGCCGGCUCCUGGGGCCGGAGCGGAGGCGCUGCCCCGGGAAGGGGGAAGCUCGGUUUCCAGCAGGUGCUGUACGGAGGAGAUGCGGGGCCCGGCAGAGGGACGCGGCGGCGGCGCUGGAGAGGCCAGUGCAGGGCAGUGACUGGCGCAGCUCCGAGGGGCUCCCUGUGCCCGUUCUGGGCUGCGGCUUUGUGAACGGGUGCUUGGCUGCGUCGGGUGGAAUAAAAGCACGGUUUCACCUUG
Molecule: messenger RNA, 2515 nt
Organism: Anas platyrhynchos (mallard)
Lineage: Eukaryota; Metazoa; Chordata; Aves; Anseriformes; Anatidae
Gene: IL17RE
Product: interleukin 17 receptor E
Molecular function (GO): interleukin-17 receptor activity
Source: RefSeq, a predicted model, not a curated record